Drechmeria coniospora is the source of this 1431-nucleotide messenger RNA. RefSeq lists its product as uncharacterized. Lineage: Eukaryota; Fungi; Ascomycota; Sordariomycetes; Hypocreales; Ophiocordycipitaceae. The transcript has 2 exons. Gene Ontology annotation, molecular function: phosphoric diester hydrolase activity. Bases 1 to 1431 code for a protein of 476 amino acids. Gene Ontology annotation, biological process: lipid metabolic process. The record is from RefSeq and is a predicted model, not a curated record.
AUGCAGAAGAAGCACGCCGAAGUCAUGACCAACUUCGUCACUUGCGCGCCAACUGAGGAUACGACCGCUUGUACGGCCUACCUCAAAGUUGGCGCUCGACCCUUUGUGAAGCUCGUCGUGAAGCUCGUCGUGAAGCUCGUCAUGAAGCUCGUUGUGAAGCUCGUCAUGAAGCUCUCGCGAGCCGUUGUCGGCUGUCUCCUGCUCUCGCCCGUCGUCGCCCAGACCGUUGUCAUCUCCGACGUCUCCAAACUCUCAUUCUUCACCGGCACGAGGACGGAACAGAUGACGAGGCAGACGGCGCCCCCGACGGGGCCUUACGCGAGCUACGGCUCCAAGAUCACCCUCACGGGCGGCGCCCACAACACGACGGGCACCUCGAGCUUGUCGGGCACCGUGACGAUGGGUGCCAACUUGACCCGGACGUCGCCCGUGACGGCGGAGAACACGCAGGCGUGCAACGGCCACGUCGAGUUUUGCACGAGAAAGUAUAGCAACAUCACCUUUGUCGCCGCCCACAACUCGCCCUUUGUGCGGCCCGGGAACUCGGCCUCCAACCAGCAGCUCGACGUGACGACGCAGCUCGACGACGGCAUCCGCCUCCUUCAGGCCCAGAUGCAGUGGCCGGCCAACGGCAGCGUGCCGCACUUCUGCCACAGCUCGUGCGACCUGCUCGACGCGGGGCCCGUGACCGACUGGCUGACGAGGGUGAGGGAGUGGGUUGACAGGCACCCCUACGACGUCGUCACCAUCCUGCUCGGCAACGGCAACUACUCGAGCCCGGACCUGUACGUGCCCUUUAUCGAGGCGAGCGGCCUCGUCAAGUACGCGUACGAAGCGCCGUACCUGCCCAUGGCCCUCGACGACUGGCCGACGCUCGAGCACCUGAUCCUCCGCGGCAAGCGCGUCGUUUUCUUCCUCGACUACGUCGCCGACCAAGGGAAGCACCCUUGGCUGCUCGACCAGUUCUCGCAGAUGUGGGAGACGCCAUUUGACCCGCUGAACCGCUCCUUUCCCUGCACGGUGCAGCGACCUCCCAACCUCAAGGCCGACGACGCCAAGAGGCGGCUGUACUACAUGAACCACAACCUCAACGUCGAGUUUGACAUCUUUGGCACUCAGCUCCUCGUCCCUGCCGUCGCCCUUCUCAACGAGACCAACGCGGCCGAGGGUGCCGGCAGCGUCGGCCUCGCCGCCAACAAUUGCCGCUCGGACUGGGGCCGCGCGCCCAACUUUCUCAACGUCGACUACUACAACUACGGAUCGCCGCCCGGGUCCGUGUUCGAGGUCGCGGCGAGGAUCAACAACGUCACGUACAGCGGCACCUGCUGCGGCACCGUGUCGUCGGCGCCAGCGCUGAACCUUGGCGUCCGCUGGACGGUCGUCGUCUCGAGCGCCCUCGUUUCGUCUUUGUGUUUCUCGUUUCCUUGGUGA